This is a messenger RNA of Ostrinia nubilalis (European corn borer), 2099 nucleotides long. RefSeq names its product E3 ubiquitin-protein ligase synoviolin B (gene sip3). NCBI's taxonomy places the organism in Eukaryota, Metazoa, Arthropoda, Insecta, Lepidoptera, Crambidae. The coding region runs from base 165 to 1949 and encodes 594 amino acids. The record is from RefSeq and is a predicted model, not a curated record. The transcript has 11 exons.
AUGAACAUUGAACACGUCAAAAUCAGUUUUUAUUCAUAGCGAUUGAUACGAAAAGAUGUUUUGAAGAUGUAUUUGUUGAUAUUAAAUUGGUUUUGGAGUGCCUAGGAUUUACCAUUAAUUAACAAAGUAAAAUUUCAGUGCACAGGAUUACAGAAGAACUCAAAAUGAAGGCUAUUCUUGCAACAGUGAUUAGUCUUGCACUCACGACUGUGGUUAUUGGCAAUGCCUAUUACCAGAAAAAGCAGUUUUAUCCUUCGAUAGUGUAUUUAACUAACUCCAAUCCUAGCAUGGCAGUGAUGUACUUGCAAGCUUUUAUACUUGUUCUCCUGAUAGGCAAGCUGUUGCGGAAAAUAUUCUUUGGGCACCUUCGUCCUGCAGAAUUUGAGCAUUUAAUAGAAAGGUCAUGGUAUGCAAUCACAGAAACCUGCUUGGCAUUUACGGUAUUUAGAGAUGACUUCAAUCCAAAGUUUAUUGCACUAUUUACUCUCCUGCUGUUUUUGAAAGCAUUCCAUUGGCUUGCCGAAGACCGUGUGGACUAUAUGGAGAGGAGUCCAGUAAUUGGCUUGCUAUUUCACGUUAGAAUUUUGAGUCUGUUGGUGUUGCUAGCUCAGGCAGACUUCUACUUUAUUCACCAUGCGUACCAGGUCACCGCCUCCAAAGGGCCAUCCGUGCAACUUGUGUUUGGCUUCGAGUACAGCAUACUGCUAAUCAUGAUUGCCAAUAUUUUGAUCAAGUAUGUGCUUCACGCCAUCGACUCGCGAUGGGAGACGCCAUGGGAGAGUAAAGCCGCGGUUCUGUUGUACACUGAGCUGGCGAUCAACUUUCUCAAAGUGCUUCUGUACCUCGGCUUUGUGGCCGUAAUGGUUCGCAUCUACACCCUGCCGCUGUUCGCCUUCCGACCCAUGUACGAGACAAUGAGGAGCUUCAAGAAGGCCUACAACGACGUGGUGUUGUCGCGGCGCGCGAUCCGCAACAUGAACACCCUGUACCCAGACGCGACAGCCGCCGAGCUCGCCGCCGCCGACAACGAAUGCAUCAUAUGCCGCGAGGAGAUGCACUCUGGUGAGCAGAUGUUUCUAUUGUCACACCACAGGCGCUUCAAGAAGGCCUACAACGACGUGGUGUUGUCGCGGCGCGCGAUUCGUAACAUGAACACCCUGUACCCAGACGCGACAGCCGCCGAGCUCGCCGCCGCCGACAACGAAUGCAUCAUAUGCCGCGAGGAGAUGCACUCUGGUGCAAAGAAACUGCCGUGCAACCACAUAUUCCACGCGGCGUGCCUCCGACUGUGGUUCCAGCGGCAGCAGACGUGCCCCACGUGCCGGCUGAACGUGUUGCGCGCGCCCGCUCCCGCCGCCGAGCCCGCCGCCGCCGCCGCCACGCCGCCGGGUGCGGUGCCACCCGCCGCCGCCGUGCCGCCGCCUUUCCCGCAGAUGCCGCCGCCGAUGAUGGCGUGGGGCAUGCCCCCUCCCCCGCCGCCGCGGCCCGCGUCGCUCGGCAACCUCAGCAUGGCUGAACUCCAGCGCAUGGAAGGCAACGAACGCAGGGCCGUUGAAGCUAGACUACAGUUGCUACGCGAGAUCCAAUCGAUGCUGGACGCGUCGGUGCUGCUGAUGCAGCAAUACUCCUCCGUGGUGGGCUCGGUGGCGCAGAACCACGUCACCAUCGGCACGCAGACGCUCGAAAUGGGUCGAACAAAGGAUGAACCCGAUACGAAGCCAAAUGUGAAGAGCGAGCCAGACGUGGUGCCGUCGACGUCGAGUCAGCCUUCGACGAGCCAGCAGCCCUCAAGCAGCCACCAGCCCUCGCCAGUCCCCUCCACGAGUGGCGUCAAGACUGAGCCGCUGAUUGACAGGCCGCACGCUGACGGCGACUCUGGAGACAAGACUGAUGCUGAUGCGGAGGAACUGCGAAGACGCCGACUGCAAAAGUUCACGCUGGAAAAAUGAGCUUGUUGACUAUGUUCUCUCGUUCCACACCUAUCUUACUGUUAUUUAAUGUACAAAGUGUCUCUGUAUGUGUAAGCAUUGUGUAUUCUAAUCAAAAUAUGUGUAUUUAUGUUCUUGUAAAUAUAAUGCGAUAUAUACAUGAAUACAUAA